AGUUUAAACACCACAAGAGAAUGAUUUUAAGGUCAAUGUUUCCACUAUUAUCAGCAUACCAUGUUAUAUAGAUGCAAGUAAUAAGUGUGCAUGAAUCUUGUUUAUCUUCUCGGCACAGCAGGUUUUAGCCUAGUGGUGAGAGGCGUUACAGUCUGAAUGUGAAUUCACAAGUGUUUGUGCUGUAUCAGCUUGCAAUUGUUCCCCCUAAAGCGGCAUUGUUUUAAAGUUGUUUUAGCUUAAUUUUAAAAAUUGCUGCCCGAGAGAUGGCAUCGGUAACGACGACGGAGCCGGGUUUUAAUCCUGGGACCUUGGGGUUAUCAGAGUCUGUAGUAGUCCCCGCUAGCAUGUUUGCUCCAGGCCGGGGAUGCGGCGAUGAUGACGGGACAGAGUGCUUCGAGGACGGGGAGAUGUUCAACGGCGAGACCCUGGAACACGGCAUAGACUUCUACAGCAAGUUAGCCUUGGUCAGUCCCAAUGGGGAACAGUAUGACUUGUUACUACGGCAGCUGCGUGAGAGGAUGGAUGAGGGCUGCGGGGAGACCAUCUAUGUUGUGGGAGUGGGUUCAGAUGGAGGAGACUAUGGUCUGAAUGAGAGUGACAUGCAGGCAUCUGUUGCCACAGUGAAGUCCAUGUGUGAGCAGAUAGAGGCAGACCUCAUCCUUUUGAGGGAGCGCACUGAGGCUGGUGGCCAGAUCAGAGAUUACCUUAUUCGCCGCAGAGUAGGAGAGGCCGACUUCCUGGAGGUUAGGGUGGCUGUAGUGGGGAAUGUUGAUGCAGGUAAGAGCACACUCCUGGGUGUGCUGACUCAUGGAGAGUUAGAUAAUGGCCGUGGCUUUGCACGACAGAAGCUCUUCAGGCACAAGCACGAAAUGGAGAGUGGCCGCACCAGCAGCGUGGGCAACGACAUCCUGGGAUUCGACCAGGAGGGCCAGGUAGUCAACAAACCUGACAGUCACGGGGGCAGUCUGGACUGGACCAAGAUCUGUGAGAAGUCUUCUAAAGUCAUCACCUUUAUUGACCUUGCUGGCCACGAGAAGUACCUGAAGACCACUGUGUUUGGAAUGACUGGUCAUCUGCCUGAUUUCUGUAUGCUGAUGAUUGGAAGUAAUGCAGGAAUUGUUGGCAUGACCAAAGAGCACCUCGGCUUGGCAUUAGCCCUCAAUGUUCCUGUCUUUGUGGUGGUCACUAAGAUUGACAUGUGUCCAGCUAAUAUUCUUCAAGAGACCUUGAAGCUCCUGCAGAAGAUCUUAAAGUCUCCAGGCUGCAGAAAGAUCCCUGUGCUGGUCCAGAACAAAGAUGAUGUCAUUGUCACAGCAUCCAACUUUAGUUCGGAGAGAAUAUGUCCCAUCUUCCAGAUCUCUAAUGUCACAGGAGAGAACAUGGAUCUACUCAAGAUGUUCCUGAACCUGCUCACCUCCAGAAGCUCAUUCAAAGACCAUGAGCCUGCAGAGUUCCAGAUAGAUGACACCUAUUCAGUACCAGGAGUGGGGACAGUAGUGUCAGGGACCACGUUACGUGGGCUGAUUCGGCUGAAUGACACUUUGCUUCUCGGACCAGACCCUUUGGGCGCUUUCCUCCUCAUCACUGUCAAGUCUAUUCACCGCAAGAGGAUGCCUGUGAAAGAGGUCCGUGGUGGCCAGACGGCCUCCUUUGCUCUGAAAAAGAUUAAACGCUCGUCAAUAAGGAAGGGCAUGGUCAUGGUGUCACCAAGAUUAAACCCACAGGCAUAUUGGGAGUUUGAGGCCGAGAUACUAGUUUUACAUCACCCGACGACCAUCUCCCCUAGAUAUCAAGCCAUGGUGCACUGCGGCAGCAUCAGGCAGACAGCCACUAUACUGUCUAUGACCAGAGACUGCUUACGCACAGGAGACAAAGCUACCGUACACUUCCGCUUCAUUAAAACUCCAGAGUACCUGCACAUAGACCAGAGGCUAGUCUUCAGAGAAGGGAGGACUAAGGCUGUGGGCACCAUCACAAAGUUGCUCCUAUCAACAAAUAAUCAACCGUCAAACUCCAAACCUCCACAAAUCAAGAUGCAGUCAACAAAGAAAGCUCCAGUUAGGAGAGAGGAUGGAGUGGCACCAUCCAGUGAGGAGACCACAACCACAGGAGUGCCAGCCACUCAGCACAAUGUACCACAACAGACAGAGGUGGAGGAAGACCCUCAAAAUAAUGUGGGCAACAAAGAGAACAAGCCAAAGUCUGGAGGCAGAAGACGAGGGGGUCAACGGCAUAAAAGCAAACCUCAAAGCAACAACACAGUAACCCUUGCUGGUGCGGUAGGGGGCUGCUAAACUCCCCCUCUAAGAGUUCAGUACAGAAGAAUCUGAACAGUCCAGUAUGCCCUCCAUGUUUUACUCUUGCAUUUUACCUGCCCAUAUGGACCAUCCCACCUCUAUUACAAGACUUAGGAGUUAACAGAGCCAACAUGCACAUUUUGUGAAUUUUAACUUAUUAUAAGAUGCGUGUGUUCUUAAACUGUAUAUAUGGUAGAUAUUGAGAAUAUAGGACAAACAUACUGCAUGGUGGUUCUUUUUUGGCUGUUAAUGUCACCUUAAAAAGGAUCAUCUUUAAGCACCAAUCUCUUUUCUUACUUGCUAAAUGGCUGUCAUUCUUAUCACAUUGUAAGAAAAUCCUUUUGGAAAUUGUUACGUAAAGCUUGGGCUGAACUCUUAUGUAGCUAACCGUUUUAAAGGGAGUAUUAACAAGCCUCAUCACACAAACAUGUUUCAUUCUAAUUAUCAUUACAGUGUGAAGUAGUGAAAAUUCCUGAUUUUCAGUAGACAUAAUGGCCUGGAUUCACUGGAGGCUUUAAGACACUGACUGCAGAGUUUGUUGGCAGCUAGAUUAUUGUGGUAUGCAAAUUGACAAUUGAAAAUACUUAAUCUUGAAGGAAUAUGUCACACUUAAUAUUGCUAACAUCAUAACAGUCUAUUUACAGUGCUCCAAAAUCCUGUCAAGUUGAGCAAACCCCCAGACAAGACUUUGCUCCAGUUCUGGGAACACAUUUAAAUUGUAAAAUAAGAAAUUACGUUAAUGAGUGCAAUUUGCCACAUCGAUACCCAGAAAAAUACACAAGCGUAAGGGAGGCAUUGUAGAUGUCAGAGAUUUAAAAAUGAAAAUUUCCUGUAAUGGUUUCUCUUAGGGAAUCUUUACAAAACAUAGUGCCAGUAGUUAGAUUUGUUCUUUAAUAUGGAAGUCAGUUUACAUGCAACAUUUUAUGAAUCAAGUUGUUAUUUUGGCAAUGACAGUCCUCCACAUCAUAAUAAACACUUGCUGUAAAUUGGUUAUCACUGGUUUUACUAUGAGCUUUAGUAAUAACACCCUUCCAGACCAAACUCUCUGUUUACAUGUUGUGAAACUCAUUUUCCAUUAAAUAAACUGAUGUUGACAAUUUCA
Myxocyprinus asiaticus (Chinese sucker) is the source of this 3399-nucleotide messenger RNA. RefSeq names its product GTP-binding protein 1-like. Lineage: Eukaryota; Metazoa; Chordata; Actinopteri; Cypriniformes; Catostomidae. Gene Ontology annotation, biological process: translational elongation. The transcript is spliced from 13 exons. Gene Ontology annotation, molecular function: GTPase activity; GTP binding; translation elongation factor activity. The record is from RefSeq and is a predicted model, not a curated record. Bases 264 to 2294 code for a protein of 676 amino acids.